Messenger RNA from Apiotrichum porosum, 2337 nucleotides. RefSeq lists its product as uncharacterized. The coding region runs from base 1 to 2337 and encodes 778 amino acids. The record is from RefSeq and is a predicted model, not a curated record. The transcript is spliced from 3 exons. Lineage: Eukaryota; Fungi; Basidiomycota; Tremellomycetes; Trichosporonales; Trichosporonaceae.
AUGCAGGACUAUGUCCGCGGCUACACCUUUGAUCGGGUUAACCAGCGAAGUGUGCACUCUGGUACGCGGGACAUAACUCUGUCGUGCUGGUCAACGAUCUACAUGAACAACCGACAUGCCAGUGCAUCCGCCCACACACAGUCCGCAGCCCAUGUCGCUUCCACGGUCCGUUUCGUUUUGAAUCCCGACGCGCCCUCCUCUCUUUUGUCUACCCUUGACACUGUAUUCGACCAAGGCAAGUCUCCCGCGGCGACACAAGUGCUAGAAGCUGUGCGGAUCGCGACGAACACGACCCUGGCGAUGCACAUCAUCGAUUCUGAAGCCGACGACCUCCCGCCUGUCAUUCGCAACAGCCUCACAACAGCCUCUCUUUAUAUUCACAGGUCCGAAGCCUACAGGGCCGGCACGCUCAACCCUCAUGUCGCCCAGCCUAUACUUCAAUGGGAGCUGGCCCACAACCACACGCCAGCGCGAGCCACACGCCUGGCCAGCGCUGCGACGUUGCUCCUUGCGAUGUCCCAUGGGGGCAAACUCACUGUUGUCGGUCGUCAAGAUGCUGCUCAGCCCGCUGUUCCACCAGUACCCCGACCUACCACAGACGACCCACCAGAUCAACCUGCAACCAAGCGACAACGGGUUGCCGCGCCAGCCGCCAACCUCCAGAGAUCAUCCUCGCUCCCAAUUGCGAAUGACACUGAUGUCAACGACUUUGAAAUCGAGGACGUUUUACCUAUUGUGAUGCCGAAAGAGGCCGAACAACAUCGGCUAGAAAUUAACGGCCUCUCUGGCGGCUGGAGCGACUUGUCGCUUGUUAUUGCUGGUGAAGUUUACUGCCUCUUCAACUCAAAACUACCCAACGCUCUGCCUACCGAAGACCUUGGGGCUCUCAUACAAGCUCUCCGACACGGGGCAGUGACGUUCACUGCCGAGGGGGUUGCUGGUGAUCGACUGAACGUCAAGGAUCUCUCGGUGGACGUCUCCUGGUUUGGUGGGCAGGACAUCUCCUUGACCGUUCAAAAAGUCCUGGCUCAGCUUAUCCUCAACCAAUGUCCCCGACUCAUCCUGUCCAACUGGGACGCUUACCUGCUCAUCCGUCUGGGCGAGGACCGCCAAGUGCAUGUCUCACGUUUGUUCCACCGAGACCCCUUGCAGCGCCUGGACCCCAUGAUGGUUGAAUCGCCACUCGAGCUACUUCUCUCGCUUCAACUUCUUUCAACCCGUCUCUACCAGGCCAAGAGCUGCAUGAGCAAGAUCUGGGCAGCAGAAUGUCUGGAGCCGGUCGAUCCAAUUUGGAGGUAUGAUGGCAGCGAUUGGUUCUACACCGAUUCGUCGACGCCAAGCAACUCGUCCCAUAAGCUGGUUUCAAGGAGCAGUAACAACUCAGCAGGAGGGCGAUCACGUACUGCUCGCGGUGGGAAUGGAGGACAGGGAAGGGUAGCCAAAAAGAACAGCACUGGCAAUUCCUCUGGUGGGGCUGGAGCGGCUGGCUCGACUGGCAACGCAUCCAACGAGGCAACCGACAAUCUCGAUGAUGCAAGAGACGUUAGCCUUGUCAGCAACGGUGACAGCAUCGAGGCCGCAGAAGAUGCCAUUCACGACAACUCUUUCGCUUCAACUUUGACGAUGACUCUCAAUUCCGACCUGAAACGAGCUCACCUUAUCCCGGCGCUCGAAUCUCUCACGACACCACUGGAGUGCAUCCUCCAAGGGAACCAUCCGCUGGGAGCAUCCCACCUACACAUCUUGCUCGGCGAAGAGCUAUCGGGUGGGCGCACGGGAUUGGGUUUCCGCACCCAGGUUGACAAUAUACCCCUUGUCGCCAAGGUCGUGGACAUGUCCGACAGCUCUCCAUUGUGGUUCCACCCUGACUGCUACGACACCGCCAAAGCUAUAAUGCGGCAAGUAUGGACAGAGUGUAGGAUGUACACCUGGAACCUGGAACCGCUUCAAGGCCGCGUCGUCCCCAGAUUUUAUGGUCUGUUCGCAUCAUCAACGUCCUGUGAGACGUCAACGCCCAUGCUCGCUGUAGCCCUGUUGGGUGACGCUGGAGCACCGCUAGGAGGAGACUUUUCCGGGCCGGCACCUCAGCUUGCACCAAACGACGUCCGGGCAGCAUACAAAGCGCUCCGGCAUGUGGGAGUCCUCCACGGUGAUGUCGCCCCACGCCAUAUCCUAGUCCGAAACGGCCGAGUGAGCAUCAUCGACUUCGAGGCGUCGCAGGGCCUCGUUGGCGGUUCCCCGUACCUUCAGGCAGAAAGUGACAAGGUUGAGACCAUGCUUGCCAACGCUGAGACCGACGCUAUGGCUGGCCGUCAAACGGAGGUCGUUACCGCCUAG